AUGGUAAUCAAAGGCCUACUUACUGUCUCCAACACCCACAACGAAUUCUCUAACCCUAUACCAUUUUCUCUCCGGAAAAAGAAAAAAAAAUCACCGCAAUCGUCUUCAUCGGGAUGCUCUCAUAUUGCAAUCGGGAGAGAAACCCAUAGGCAUAUUCGACAACAAUUAAGAACGGGGGGAAGUUCAAUGAUUAUCAACUGAGAGAUAGAGAUAACUACGAGUGUCGUUUUGUUGAUAUCAGUAUUGUUCACAAUAUAAAGAAGUAGUGUUGCUGGUGCUGAUCGACGUUGCUGGUGGGUUGGAGUGGCCAUGGUACUGUGAUUUAAUAAAUAUCAGCCCUAAAACUUCUUAUUUCCUGCCAUAUAUCAAUCUUGAAGGUAGAUCUUUGAGUCUUAAGUACGAAUCUUGAAAUUAGUUAUGCAUGUUACAAAU
This is a messenger RNA of Lactuca virosa, 432 nucleotides long. Lineage: Eukaryota; Viridiplantae; Streptophyta; Magnoliopsida; Asterales; Asteraceae. The record is from the annotation of a GenBank genome assembly.